AUGCAGUGUUCACCUCUACCUCAUUUUCCUCCCUUCUGCCCAUCUUUCAAGCGACACCGGUCCAGUAUCGACAACUCGAGAUUUGCGACAAACCUGACUUUGCCCAAACCAAUUGCUGCGCCCUUGUGGGCACCUCUUCCUUCACCUCCCAUGUCCGGAUCGCCCCCACCGGAGCCCCCUACUGAUCCUCCUCAGAUUGCUGGUCGACGGCGAAAGCGCUCUCUCACUCCUCCAGCGACGACAGCCCCUGCCCUCACCUCUCCUGCUCUCACGUCUUCGGAACAGACCGCAUCAGUGUUAGGCACUCGAGCAAGAGGUGGUGAAAUACUCACGCAAUUGGUACCUCAGCCUGGGCCAUACGCCUCUACGUCUUACCGACCAAGUUCUAGUACCUCAACCGUGGCGGUCACCGAUCCUGAAUUUUUGUCGCAAAGUCCCAUUUCUCCGAGGGCGACGAGGAAACCCAAGCCGCAUGUUACUUCUGCUUGUGUAAAUUGUAAGAGGAAACACCUGAGAUGUGAUGAAAGCCGUCCCUGCCGACGGUGUGUCCAAAGUGGUAAAGAA
Messenger RNA from Exophiala aquamarina CBS 119918, 564 nucleotides. RefSeq lists its product as uncharacterized. The transcript has a single exon. Lineage: Eukaryota; Fungi; Ascomycota; Eurotiomycetes; Chaetothyriales; Herpotrichiellaceae. The annotation marks the transcript as partial. Gene Ontology annotation, biological process: regulation of DNA-templated transcription. Gene Ontology annotation, molecular function: DNA-binding transcription factor activity, RNA polymerase II-specific; zinc ion binding. The record is from RefSeq and is a predicted model, not a curated record.